UCAGGGUUGAGUGAUGGUGUCGCGCGCAUCUCCCGCGUGUAAUCUCAUUCGAUCACAUCUCUCGCGCUAAGGUGGAGGGACUCGCUGGUUAAUCCUCAAGGUUUUACUCCAACCAGCAGGGAAAUCAACCACAGCAGAAUGCUGCGGUCCCCCGCACAACCACGAGCCUAACCCAAAACACAUUGCAACUUUUUACAUUAAACACUUAAAAGCCAGGUCUUAACUACUUCUGCAGUUUGCCAAGUUACCAGUGCGCCAACGAUGCCCCACCAAGAGCAAGUGCUCGUGCACGGGAACCUCUGCGCCCCGGGUCCUCCCAACAACUCCGGGUACAACACCAACCCGGUACCGGUCAUCAUUCAGACGGAAUCGCGGGACAAAUGGACCAAAAAAAUGGAUUUUCUGUUAUCGGUCAUUGGUUUCGCGGUGGACCUUGGAAAUGUCUGGAGAUUUCCAUAUAUCUGUUAUCAAAACGGCGGCGGGGCUUUUCUUAUUCCUUACGUUUUGAUGGCUAUAUUUGGUGGAGUGCCACUUUUCUACAUGGAGUUAGCUCUGGGACAGUUCCACAGAACAGGUGCCAUAUCCAUAUGGAAACACAUUUGCCCUAUUUUUAAAGGCAUUGGUUUCGCCAUCUGCAUCAUUGCCCUGUAUGUAUCCUUCUACUAUAACACCAUCAUCGCCUGGGCUCUGUUCUACUUCUACUCCUCAUUCAGCAGCACACUGCCCUGGACCAGCUGUGAUAAUGAAUGGAACACAGAAAACUGCACCAACUACUUUGGAAAAGACAAUGUGACCUGGACGAACUACUCACGCUCACCCGCCGAGGAGUUUUACACGAGGAACGUCUUGGCGGUCCAUGAAUCGUCUGGGCUUGACAAUGUGGGAUACAUUCGUUGGCAGCUCAUGCUGUGCCUCUUCCUCAUUUUUACCAUCGUCUACUUCAGCCUGUGGAAAGGAGUCAAGACAUCAGGAAAGGUGGUAUGGGUGACUGCCACCCUGCCGUACGUGGUGCUUUUGAUCCUAAUGGUUCGUGGUGCCACUUUGCCAGGAGCGUGGCAGGGAGUGGUGUUCUAUCUCAAUCCCAAAUGGGAAAAAUUAAAGGAGACCAGUGUUUGGGUGGAUGCAGCAGCUCAGAUCUUUUUCUCUCUUGGUCCUGGGUUUGGUGUGCUGCUUGCCCUUUCAAGCUACAAUCCCUUUAACAAUAACUGCUACAGAGACGCCAUCGUAACCAGUCUGGUAAACUGCCUUACGAGUUUUUUGUCCGGAUUUGUUAUUUUUACUGUUCUGGGAUAUAUGGCCGAACAGAGAAAUAUAAACAUUGAGGAUGUAGCCAGGGACAAAGGUCCGAGCCUGCUCUUCAUCACAUAUCCUGAGGCCAUUGCAAACAUGGUUGGAUCAACUUUCUUCGCAAUCAUCUUCUUUGCGAUGAUGAUUACAUUAGGGUUGGACAGCACUUUUGGUGGGCUAGAAGCCAUAAUUACAGCUGUGAUGGACGAAUAUCCAGAUGUCCUGUCCCAACGGCGAGAGUUGUUUGUUCUCGCUCUGGUCGUUGUUUGCUUUGUGGGCUCUCUCAGCACCCUUACGAAAGGUGGUGCAUAUGUGGUAAAGUUGCUAGAAGAAUUUGGAGUUGGGUCUUCAAUUAUAGCUAUCGUCUUUCUGGAGGCCACUGCAGUAUCCUGGUUUUAUGGUGUUAAUAGAUUCAGCAACGAUAUCAAAGCAAUGCUGGGCUUUACACCAGGACUGUUCUGGAGAUUGUGUUGGGUUGCUAUCAGUCCAGCAUUUCUGGGUUACAUUAUUAUCAGCUCACUGUUGAACCCUCAGCCCCUCUCACUAUUCGACUAUGAGUUCCCAGACUGGAGUAUUACAACAGGAUACUUCAUUGCAGCUUCAUCCUUCAUGUGGAUCCCCAUAUACAUGGUGUAUAAGCUUGUGUGGACCCCAGGUUCGCUUAAACAGCGGCUUGCUGUUUGUCUGCGACCAGAGAGAACUCUACCAGACAUCCAUCCUGACAGCAUGGGUUUAAGUCCUGUUCCUUAGACCAUCUUCCAGCCAGCGAGACCAAAACAACUGAACACAAUCCACAAACAACAUUUAUCUUGAGUUACAUCUGUUCAAAAAGGAAGCUAAGAAUUUACAGUAUAAAGGUAAAGGGCAACUUUUGCAUACAUUUCUUUAAGGGAUCCACCAACUGAAAAUAAUGUUCCAAGUUAAGUAUUUGUAAGAAAUAUAACAUACAAUUGAAUUGACUCUGAAUAAUAAUAAUAAGAACA
Triplophysa dalaica is the source of this 2270-nucleotide messenger RNA. It is a transcript of the gene slc6a4b, whose product is annotated as solute carrier family 6 member 4b. The record is from RefSeq and is a predicted model, not a curated record. Gene Ontology annotation, cellular component: membrane; neuron projection. The transcript has 13 exons. The coding region runs from base 262 to 2037 and encodes 591 amino acids. Gene Ontology annotation, molecular function: serotonin:sodium:chloride symporter activity; serotonin binding. NCBI's taxonomy places the organism in Eukaryota, Metazoa, Chordata, Actinopteri, Cypriniformes, Nemacheilidae. Gene Ontology annotation, biological process: serotonin uptake; sodium ion transmembrane transport.